ACAAUAAUAGAAAUUAAUUAUUCCUUAUACUACUCUUAUUUACUACUCAUUUAUUACAUACAAAAAAAAAAAAAACACCCAAAAUAGAAGACAGCUCGUGCAAAAUGAACGAUCAGAACUCGCAGCGAAAGAUGCGCGAACAGACGUUACUGCGUAGCCAAAUAAACGAGGGCCAAAUUAAUCCCGAGUACUCGGAUCAAUUGGUCAUGAAUAAUCGCACGCCCACGUCUAUGAUGAGCCGCAAGGCCACCACCCUGGUGCUGCCAGACUUUUCACGCUUCACACUGGCCAAUCUGGCAUCACUGCCAUCGCACAGUGGCCCCGAUACAGAGAAGUCGAAUGCCUUGGAUCAGCUUAAAUCACCGAUUGGCAAGUACACGGAUCGCGUGGUCGAUGAUAUUCUGGUGCAGAUAUUUGAGGAGCGACGCGGUGACUUUUCCGUCACAUCCUCCAGCUGUGACAUGGCCGUUGUCAAGUGGAUCAAGUCCAAGAAGGAGCUGCAUGUCGACACGCGUCUCAAGUACUGGCGCGAGAUGAUGCAGCGGCGCCGCAAGCUGCAGCUGCGCGUGCAGAAGGUAACGGGCAAAAAUGCCGCCGAAGUGCUGUUCAAUCGACGCGCCAUGGAGAAUCGCAACGAGCAGACGGUGAAGCGUCUGCUGGAGUAUGCGGAGCGCAUGCGUUGCGAGCGGCUGAUGGCCAAGCCGACGGCCAGGCUGCCUGAGUUACAGGAUCCCUGUACGUGUCAGCUCAUCCCGGAGCUGCAGGAGACGCUGCCCAAAGCGGAACGCGAUGGCUACACGGACGUGGAGAUCAUUGGCAUGCCAAGUGUGACCCAACGGGAGCUCCUGGGCAGAGAGGCAAUGGGCCAGCAGCUGGCCACGGGCUGGCUAAAGUCCAGCCACUUGGAUAAGCGUCUGGAGCAUCGUUUCUGUGACAUACACAAUGUACUGGACUUUUUUCCCGAUCUCGAUGACCUGCAGGUGACGGGCAUCAAUAUGGAGCGGAUCAAGAUUGGGCCCAAGGCCCAAUUUGUGGCUGCCCCAUCCCUGAGGACCAUCACAAACAGCUCAUCGUUGCCCUGCAUGGAGGAGUGCGAAUGCGAGUCGUUUACGGAGGAUCAAACGGCGCCUGAAGUGUCGCCGACGCCGCCGCCGCUGGGGCUGCGGAUCAACGGCAAGGACUACGUGCCCGCAGGCACUGGCGAUGGCCUCAACGAGUGCUACGAGACACUGAUCAAGUUCUCGUGCGAUCCGUUCGAGCUCAGUGCCAAGCACAUACUGCAGCUGACGAACAUUGGCCAGCAGACGCUGUCCUUUACGUGGAAGCAGGGCGUCUACUACUACAAUCGCGGCUCCCUGCUGCUGGCCAAGGACAAUGAGUUCCAGUUCGACAUUGAGAACUUCCGUUUGACGCAUGGCGAGACCCGCAAUCUGAUCGUUAUAUAUCAGCCACGCAAGGUGGCCAUAGCCGUGGAAUUGUGGUACUUGACCGUGGAGCCACGCAUCUUUUGCAGCGGCAAGGAGUCGCUGAUGAUACGGCUGCAUGGCUGCUGUACGCCCUCGCAGGAAUACCGCGCCAAGCUGCGGGAGCUGCACUGCACGACCAUUUGCAAGGGCAACACCGAAGAGAUGAAUCAGCUGACCACCAGACUGGGCACCAUAUCGCCCUUGGUUGUGCCGCCGCCCGCCUGCUGUCCCUACGAUCGCACCUUGGACGAUCGGGAGCUGUUCAAUGGCUUGAAUCCGGGCCAUCAUUGCUUUCGUUUCGAUGAUCUGGAGGUGCUCAAGGGUCUGCACGAGCAACUGAAGAAGCCCCGGGAGCGGCCAUGGGAUCUGCGACUGGACACCAUCAAGGGGUACAUCAUGCGCAUCGAGGCAUUGGAGCAGCGCGAGCAGCUCUUCGGCAUGUACACAGAGAUACUGGGGAAUAUGCUGGAGCCGUCGUGCAGCCUGGACGACAUCCAGCAGCUGGACACACAGAGGCAACGCACGCGCUUCAUCUAUGUGCGCGGUGUCAUCUGCAAUGGCCUCGAUGAGUGGGAGGAUCUCAUGUGCACCGUGGAGGAGUCGUUCUAUAAGCCAGAGCUGCAGCGUUACUACAUCAGUCUCAUGCAGCAGCAGCAGCAGCAGCAGCAGCAGGAGGAUGACGAGGAGGAUGAGGCUGAUGGGGGUGGUGGUGAGGGUGAUCAGGCUCAGCGUAAAUUGACAUUCACCCCAGCAGAUCUGGAGAAACUGCGCGAAUUCUUUGCCGAAGAGGAUGUGGACCAGGAAAAGAUUAAAUCGAUUGUCAUGACGAAACUGUAUCAUUCGAAAUACUUUCGGGAUGCGCUCUUCAUACAGACCUACUCCCAUUUGUGCAACAUAGCCGAGAAUAUUGUCUCCGUCAUCGAGAGCACAGAUAUUGUGCCAAUAUAGAAGAAACGCCCCACACCUUUUGCCUUAAUUAGUAUCUGUUUUUGCUUUGUUUUUUUUUUUUGUUUCUCGUUGAUUUCUUAAUUGAAAAUCUUUUUGCAUUGCCAAUGAGAGAGAGAAAAAAAAUUAAACGCAAAAAGUUGCGCACAUAUUUUAUAAAUUCAUAUUGCAAUUGCCAUUUCUUUUGGCUGCGGCGCUGAACGAAAUUGCAACAAACAUGCAAAUAUAUAAUUUUAAUAAAGUCCUGGAGCAGCAGCAGCG
Messenger RNA from Drosophila obscura, 2672 nucleotides. RefSeq lists its product as uncharacterized. The record is from RefSeq and is a predicted model, not a curated record. Lineage: Eukaryota; Metazoa; Arthropoda; Insecta; Diptera; Drosophilidae.